This is a messenger RNA of Aaosphaeria arxii CBS 175.79, 4107 nucleotides long. RefSeq lists its product as uncharacterized. NCBI's taxonomy places the organism in Eukaryota, Fungi, Ascomycota, Dothideomycetes, Pleosporales. Gene Ontology annotation, cellular component: cytoplasm. The record is from RefSeq and is a predicted model, not a curated record. The transcript has a single exon. Bases 302 to 4012 code for a protein of 1236 amino acids. Gene Ontology annotation, molecular function: ATPase inhibitor activity; protein-folding chaperone binding.
CCGCCUCACAAUACGCCUCGCUUUGUCUUCACGAUAGCAAACACCCUUCUCCGACAUCCAUAGACCGCGGUCCAUAGAUAGAACAGACUCUUCACCCUACCCUCGAGCGACGACCGGUUUCCCGCAGCGCGGCUCCUUCCAAUACCUACGUCGAACAAUAGACUGUCAUGGGCUGCCCACGCCCGACCCGUCUUCCAGUUCGCGUCCGACAAACCUGCGACUGUGGCUCCUUCCAUAAUUGCUAAGGUCUCCCACCUUACCUGGACGAGUUGUGUGUACAAUUGUUAUUACAGUAGACGUCAUGCUCGGUCAAUUCUUUGGCGGUCGGAAGGCUACCGGCGCGACCCAUCCCUCGCCGACCACCCCUCUGGAAUCUGCGACAGAAGAGUCUCACACGCGACACCUGCUCUAUCCCGAAUUGAACAGCAACUACCCACACGAUGGUCAACACUAUCCACUACCGACGCCAACCCUCCCCUUGGGAAACGGCUAUGAUGGUCCUCAGCCCGAGAUUGAUCUCGAGUUCCCCAGGGACUGUAGGAUCAUAAUUGCCCAGGACGAAAUCAAUGCUAUGCCGAGAACCGUCCUCUAUGAUUCCAAACCCGGCUCACCUCGAGCAGAAUCGCCCACACAGCAGAAUGCACGGUCAAGGCCCUUUGGCUCGACCGCAGGCGCCAAUACUGCGGGCCCCUCCUUUGGAGGUGUACAUGCACGGCGAUCCUCCCUUGUCACGGAGCCAACACCAAGAUCGCCAACCGUUGCUGCGUUCUCGCGCACGCGAGCACGGGGCGGUUCGAUUUCCUCCAUGCCAAACAUAGACGAACACACACAAACCCAUGCUCAGUUCCAGGCCAAACCAACGGAGUCCUUCGACGUUGUGAAAACAUGUCUGGAUUGCAUGUUUGGAAACACUACCAUGAGCUAUAGGGGCAAUUCCAACAAACUACAUAUCGUCCCCCUCGACUCUAGGCCCGCUGAUCUCACCCCUGCAGCAGCAAGUUUACACGAAGCGUCCGGUUCCCUAGGCAGGUCAGAAGGGCUCCGUCGAAGAAGUAAUUUAGCAAAGUCAUUCACGCCAUCUAACUUCCCAAUUGAUAUGCCUCAAACGGAUACUCCUGGAAACUCCUCAAAAGAGUCCCGCAGACGAACCAUUCUCAUCACUAGAAUGUUCUCGGUUGCGUUGCCAGACGAGGAACGUGAUUCCUCCGACCCUCGUACUCCAACCCCUCAAAGCUCCCUAGGGAAAGGUAACGGCUUUCCUUUUCCUCGCACAGGAAAUAAGGCGGGAGUUGGAGCUACUCGACCGCCACAGCCAUCUCAGUCGCGGCGGACUCCAAUGUACGCCAUCACUAUUAUACUCCAUUUGCCAUUGUCUUCUUCGUCCCCUACCAUGCGACCACCCUCUAGGCCGGGCCACUCUGCCGCCAGAGGUACGGCUCACUUAUCCACUUCUGCUCCUGGCCAGGACUCUCUUGGAUCAUCCCUAGACUCCGAUCGUCGCGCUGGUUGGACAACCAUCGAUCCCAAUUUCGGCGUGGAAUCGCUCUUGUCGAUGUCCCUGAGUAGCGAUGUCGAUGACCGCGUUGAUGUCAUUGGACAGCACUGGGAUGUCAUCACAAGGACUCUUACAAGUCUUCAGUAUGUAGUGCGCGAACGGAUAUUAGCCCAUUUCCGAAUGAACGAUGCCCGUUCUCCAACAGUCUCACCGCUACCACGUGGUCAGCCAUCUCGAUAUGCCACACGAGAACCUCUUCCCCAAGUAGGCCGUCGGUUCUGGAGGCUGCAACCAAACGAGCUCGCAAUAGACCCACUCAUCCGCCAGGCAGUCGAGGUUGCAGGCAACCGCGUAGUGAGCGGAAUGAGAAUCCCUCGAGUCGUCACCGGUCAAGGGAAAUGGGGUGUUUGGCGUGAAGAAGCAAGGUGGCUCGGCCGGUGGGCGAAUCGACGAGAAGAGAACUUUUUCUUCUUCAAUCUACUUACGGCCUUCCUGGGGCAUCAUACCGAAUGGUUAAAUAUCUUGGGGCCGAAAUGGCAUCGAAAGCGUCACCGGGAGCAGCAAAAGUCACUUUCUGGGGACAAUCUUACUAUCCCGAACAGGACUGUCAUUGUGUCCCCUGAUAAGAUGGCUGCGAGAAGGCUAAUAUUCUUGCUCGCUGCGUUCUUGCCGUCUGGCACUUCGGUGCUUUACGAUGGCGCGUCUCCAAUGAGACCUGGCACUUCCGCAUCGUUCCGGGCAUACUCACAAUCCCCACCUACAAAUCUACCUCCAUCGAGAAAACAUUCUCUGCGACGUCAGAUCAACCGCCGUCCCCGGGGUAAACCAAGUCUUACAAAUAUGCGCCCACAGCAUGGGGGCAGUUCCAGCAACGGCUCGACGUUUGAAUCUUCUAACAUUCGCGUUGAUUCGGGUGUCGCUGAGUUUCAGGAUGCGUCUAAGCAGCACUCCUGUCGGUCUUCUGUAAAUUCAAUCCAGAACAGCUUGGUUCUUCCCCCUAUGUCGGAUAGUGCAGCUAGUAAGAGUGGUUCCGCAACCACUUCGACAGCAACGCCUGAAAAUAACAUACCUGUUGCUCACUUCGCACUUCCCCGCACAAAGUCUUCUGGGCCACCAGCUGAGAAUAGGCCAGAGAGCAGCGACAGCCUCGCUUCUGCGAAUCUGAUGAACACGCUCCAACGAAGCAACACCGGACAUAUCAGUAACCGUAGCACUGAUUCGGGUAACACAAGCCGGUGGAGCGGCUUCAUGAGCUUCUGGAACGGGGGCAGGCGCGAAUCAUCUACAGAUCACAGCGACUUCCUACAAUCUACAGAUGACGGCUUGGGCGUUCCCCACUUCGGCUUCGCGGGUGAAAGGCGACGGUCGCAGCUCGAACAAAUGGUGCACGAGCUGUCCAUGGACCAAGAAACAUUUGAUGAAUCUGAUGCAUUCGAUUCUUCCAACCUGGACAACAGUACCACAGCCGACGGAUCUCCGGAAACAUACCCGAUGGGCGGCUCCAGUGGUAUGCCAGCAUCAGCUGCGAGGCCGAUACCCGAACGUCCCAAAACGUUCGACUCCACCCUCAAGCUCUCGAUCAAUGAGAAAGACGGAGUCAUUGAUGUGGACAUACCACUUCCAGAUUUCGGGUCGCCGCUUCAAUCGCCAUUGCUCGGCGGAUAUGGAUCAGCAUCGAGCCAGCAAGGCUCGAGCUUUGGCGAAACAUCGAUACUAUCAAUGCCAUACUGUGAACCCGAUCAGCCUGUCAAUGCUGCCGGCUGGCUCAAGCAGUUCCAUCCCGAUUUCGCUAUUCAAGCCAUCAAACCGUACGCCGAUCUCGAGCGAGACAUCAAGCAAGCCAUGAGUGCUGAGCCAACUCCUGUCACAUCGGCGGCGACUCCAACACUUGAGCAAGGGCCCCAGGAACGGUGGGUAGACGUCUGCUCUGCUCUCGUGUCCGAUACUCGUAACUUCACCAUCAAACGUAUACGUCUCAGGCGACUGGUGAAGAUCACACCAUUGCCGACAUAUCACCAAGCAGCCCUGACGCCCAGUGUAACUGGUGUGCCUGGCCGUUCACAGUAUGGUAAUCCGUACAGCGCCAGUACCGUCGGGCCGACAAUGACCGAACAGCAUCUUACUGAGGAGUUUAGUGAGGAGACCAUCAUGGAUUUCGAUGCCACUCUCAUCGACGCUGUCGAUCGUGUUCUCGCACAAUCCGGGCAAGGUUCUCGUGUCCAGUCCACUAGUUCUUCGAGGUCUAGUUCCCGGCGAGGAAGGCGAGACACCAGGACGAGUUUCGACGCCGGCCACGGACCAGCCGAGAUCUCCCAAGGCGAUUACAAGGGCAUAAUCUUCGACGCUCUCGAAUCAGUAGUGAGGGACGUGACAUCUGAGCGCACCGGGAAAGAACAAUCAACGAAAGACAAAGCUCUUGUCACCGACAAGAAGGUUCAACAAGACGCCCCCGCGAGCACGGCAACAGACUCAUCUCUCAAAGAGGGCAUUCGACGCUGGCUUACUGAAGUAGAGUAGUCAUCAUCACAACUGCUCUCUUCCUCCUCUUUCCCUCACCCUCUUCCCCCCUAAUACCUCUUUUGCGUCAGACGGAUCAAAGUGUAUAUCGAUAA